Messenger RNA from Ananas comosus (pineapple), 4725 nucleotides. RefSeq lists its product as uncharacterized. The transcript is spliced from 3 exons. Bases 2960 to 4468 code for a protein of 502 amino acids. Lineage: Eukaryota; Viridiplantae; Streptophyta; Magnoliopsida; Poales; Bromeliaceae. The record is from RefSeq and is a predicted model, not a curated record.
UAUGUUUGUAGGGACAUGAAUGCAUUUAACCCUAUAAUAUUAGUUGGUUGAACUUGCGCAAUUCGAACUAUAGUGUAGACCUCUCGUAGUCAGUCGCUAAUGCUAGCAGGCUAAGUGUACACUUCAGAUAUAAGCACUCCAUCUUUACACUUGGAGGUUUACUAAUAAUUUCGUUUCCCGCUACCUAUAAUUCACAUGAAAUAUGUGAUGUUGCUUUAUCAUUUUUGUUCCUAUAGUGAAAUAUGCUUAUCACAUCAAAUUCAUUGUCAACCGUGAUAUGAUUGUUCAGUGUACUAUUUACACUAUAGAAGGAUUUCAUAAAGCUAACAAUCCUAUACUUCUAUUCAUACAAUACUAUCAUUCAUUGUUGCCUUUAAAAUUUUAUCAACACUUUGUAUGUGGAGUGUGAUACCUCGCUUUCUGUGGAAGGUCACCCAUUUUAGAACUAUUCUAGCUUUAGCAUGCUUAACCCUCUUAAACUCUUGGGCCUAACUGCUACCCAAAUUACCACAAGCCUACAACCAGGUUAAGAGGUUUAGCUCUAUUAUAUAUUAUAUAAUAUAUAUAGAACUAUUUCAAAUCAUGGGGGUGUCACAUUCCCCUUCUCUUUAAGCCCUAAUGUGCUCAACUGUGUUCACAAGUACUAGGCGAUGUGAGACUCGUCUCGUUAGUCUUAGCCGAUCUUGUGGUGAGCCGUACUCCACCCACAAUAGUUGUCAGCUGGGGAGCUACGCUUUUGCUUGUCUGUAUGACCCUGAUUCAGUUGAGAAUCAUCUCACACUUCCGAUUGAUGAUUGGAUUUGAUUCCAGCUGUGACACCCCCUAUGAUUUGGAAGUCCUAUAUAUAAGAUAUAAUAGGGCUAAAAUUUUUUAACCUGGUUAUAGCAUUUUGGGUGGUGGUUAGGCCCAAGAUGUUAAGAAGGUUACGCAACGCAUGUUAGAGCUGAAAUAGUUCUAGCUAAUUAACCGGCCUGGGAAGCAGGGCAUUACAAUUUGUAUCAGAGCCAAGCGCUUGCGAGUAUGCUUGAGCCUGACGAGAACCUCAGGGCUUAAUAGAGGGAGAGAGGGUAGGGAUAGUCCAAUAUAGAAGGUAUAUAAGGGCUAAACCUAUUAAUCCUGCUAUAGUAUUGUAGGAGUUGGCUAGGUCCAAAAGGUUAAGAGGGUUGAGAAAGCUUAGGGUUAGAGUAGCUCUAGAAUUGGUGACCCUCUGAGCUAUAAAUUUUGGAAGGUGGCUUGGUCCAAGAGGUUAAGGGGGUUGAGCAAGCUUAGGGUUUAGAAUAGUUCUAGAAUUGGUGACCCUUUGAGCUAUAAAAUUUUAGGAGGUGGCUAAGGCCAAGAGGUUAAGAGAUUUGAGGGAGCUUAGGGUUAGAAUAGUUCAAGGAUGGAUGUUCUAGAAUGGGUGACCCCCCGGAAAAUUGGGUAUCACAUGGAGUCUAUUAGAUUGAUGAAACACAAAAAAAGAAGAAUUGUAAUUUCUCCCUUUUAAAUUAUCGAGCCUGCCAACUGUCCAUCUAUCUCACAUAAUUCUCAAGACAAAUUUUUAGCUCUCUGCCUUUGGAUUCACAACUAAUCAGAUACCGGCUCUCAAGAGCUGAGAUAUGCCAAAAAGAGUCUAUUGAAGGAUUGAGCGAAUUCUGUAAUUAUUUUAUUACACUUUUACUAAUCUCCUGGUAAAACCUAGAAACGGGAAGUUUUUUGUCCAUCUAUUUAUUAUCACUAGGAUCAUUAUUCAUCAGUCUAUUUAUGGACGACUAGUAUAGAAGAAAGUAGCUGAUGGUUAUAAGAAUUUAUAUGCACCCAAACAAUUGCACUUAGGCCCUCACAAUUUCACCCUUCAGCCAUUACAAUUUAGUCUCUCGCAAGCUGAGUACCGGUACUCGGGUUGGAGUACCGGUACGCGGGGCUUCCAGUACCGGUUUCAGCCAUACAGUACCAGCCACCAACCCGAGAGCUAUGCAAGCUUUGGUCUAACUUGGAGUACAGGUACACAGAUCCAGUACCGGUACACGACUAGUCCAGUACCGGUAUUGGACAUGCAGUACCGGUACACACUGGUGUGUCAUCCCAAACCCGAGAGCUAGCCUCUCGGGCAGCUCACAGAGUACCGGUACCCAAAUCCAGUACCAGUUCUCAGCCUCUUAGGGUCCUGAACUCGAGAGCUGCACAAUUUGCACUUCUAUUGGGUACCCGUACCGCAUUGCUUUGAUAUCGGCACUCAAUGUCCAUUUUGCAGUCCAACAGCUGCAAUAUUUUGGGAGUCCGUUUUCGCGCCCGAUUUGCGCUGAAACACCCAAAUACUUCCGAAAUUCACUUCUGACUAUCCCUAUGCCUUCAAGGCAACUCGGGGACAUCACUUAUCACAUUCAUACCUCACUUUGAUCAAUUCGAUCAAAAUUAGCAUCGCGACUCGGGGAUUCGGUAUAUUACAUAAAUUCGAAUAAAAUUUUAAUUUUAUAUUUUAUUUUAAAAUUAAAAUAAAUUAUAAUUGCAUAAUUGGUCCCCAAUCUUUUCACGUUUUAUUUACAGAUUGUCUAAAAAAUUCAUCACUUCGCCAAAUUUAAUGGCUCAUUCAACAAUUAGAAUCUAAUUGCAAUUAAUUAAAGAGUUUGGAUACUUAGAUUGCAGAAAAAAUAAAAAAUAAAAAAAAACUUUAAGUGAAAAAAUAGAAAGGUUUGGACCGAUGAUGCAAUUAACCCAAAACACAGAAAAAGAAGGCAGCACAGCACCAAUCUUUUUCUAUCUUCCUCCGCCGGCGACUGGGUGUUACCUCACUGAUCCGCAGCCGCAGUAGGCGCUCUCUCCUUUACACCUCUUUUAAUUUCCCAGUCUGCUGCUCUCCUCACCGUCCUCUGAACUGCUCGCCUUCGUUCCCGGAGGAAGUCCGACUAGAGUUCAAUUUCGACCACCCAGAAAGGAAAAGAAAAUGUAGCCCAGACUAGUGAGUUAUUGGAGAUCUUAAAUGGGUGCCAUGGCGGGACAAAUUAUUCCAUCCCUUGGUCGAGUGAGGCUUGCCGAUCUUGUUGCUUGUGAGGGGCUUCCUUCUGAUUCUUACAAGAUCUCAGUAACAACUCUAACACAGUCUCUUGCUCAAUAUUCAGCUGCAAUUGUUCAAUUGCCGUCUAGCGACGGUGCUCUGUUAAGGUCUGGUUUGGAGUCAGCUCGUCUCUUUUUCCAUCAGCAUGCGUACCCUUCGGGCGAGAUGGUUCAUACAAACGACUCUCGAGAGUGGUGCAAGACCUCAGGUUACUAUACAGACCCUCAACUUUGGCUAGAAACAUAUGACUACAGGCCUGGUCUUACUCCAACAGAGCCCAGCGGUGCUAUGGAAUUUCCCCCGGCUGGUCUGCCUGACAUAUUUGCAGUGCUCGGGAAAGUCGCUCGAGAUAUUCUGGAUGCUAUUAGCUUUUCUCUGAAUCUACGUAGCUUUUCAUUUACUGAAAUACUGGACAACUUGCCUUUGAGGAACAGAGAAAUAUCUUCUUCAGUUCUUUCGGUAUGCUGCCACUCGAGGCCUUCUUUCCAAGAAGCGCAGCAUCACAGCCUUGCAGCACAGGAGGAUGGACAAUUGGUGAUGUUCCAAGAUCAUGAGCAUCAGUUUGAUAAGACAUUAUUCACCAUAGUCAAGGCAGAUAGGGCGGGUUUGCAUGUAAAGGACUUCAACGGGCGCUGGAUACUUGCAGAUGGGGAUUUAGGCCCUCAAGAUGCCGUCGUCUACCCUGGACUUGCUCUUUAUCAGGCGACUGCUGGUUAUGUCAACCCGGCUAUGUAUAGAACGGAGAUAGGCAACUUGCAGGGAAACAUAUAUGGACGGUGCUCUUUGGCUUUCAAGCUCAUGCCGAGAUCCAUGGCGAGUUUAAGCUGCUCAGAGAUGAGGGCAGCUGGCCAUGGUGUUGAGGCCCAAUUCCAGAUUCCCAUACCAGUGGAUGACUUCAUGCAGAGAUCACACCCAACCGACCUGCUCUUCACCAAGAGCAAUUUGCCGACUUAUACAUUCCACACGGGACAAGAUGUUUCUUUUAAACAGCCUUUGAUGAAGAGGAAGAAGAGCAGUGCAAGGACCAAGCCUCUGCCCCCAUCCAAAAGAUUGCGUCUCGAGGCUCAAAGGGUUUUAAAGGAGCGGGUUCAGGAGAUUGCAGACAAGAAAGGCAUCAAACUGAGAUUUUGUAAUCUCAAGGAAUGUGAGGGCCACAUACAGGCGCUAGACAGCCCAUGUGGUAGCACUAGAAUGGAGAUAGGAUGGCCACCUGGUGUUCCUUUUGUUCAUCCCCAUGAUCUUCCCAACAAAGCAAAGCUUGGGUUUCUUGAAGCUUAUGAGCCUGGUUGGACUGCAUCUCAGCAUGAUAUGGAGUUAAGUCUUAGUGAACCCAGACAGGCCAGUCAAAAAUAUUGUUUACUUUUAACUCCCCUAGUCCUACUUCGGUGCAUGCAUGCUUUUCUGUUUACUAAUACACCACAGUUAUGUAAGUAGUUGUCGCGCAAGCUGUACCUUUUUUCUUCUGUUUCCUUUUUCUUACAAUUUCGGCAAACCUAAUUUUGCUGUUAACUCAUAAUAAUCAUGUCGUAAAAAUUUAAGCCCUUUAUGUUGCAAAUUUCCUCAUUGUGAAUUACAAUAAACGCACAUCAUUUUGUCCGGUUUUUAUGAAUAAUUGAUAGUUUGCAUCAGUAGUAUAAUAUUAUAUUCUUAACACCAACAUAAUGUGCCCCUUCCAAAUGCUUUAUUUUUCU